Messenger RNA from Telopea speciosissima, 809 nucleotides. RefSeq names its product probable WRKY transcription factor 40. The coding region runs from base 16 to 750 and encodes 244 amino acids. Gene Ontology annotation, molecular function: sequence-specific DNA binding; DNA-binding transcription factor activity. The transcript is spliced from 4 exons. Gene Ontology annotation, biological process: regulation of DNA-templated transcription. Lineage: Eukaryota; Viridiplantae; Streptophyta; Magnoliopsida; Proteales; Proteaceae. The record is from RefSeq and is a predicted model, not a curated record.
GAUCACUUCAAUGUAAUGGAUGAUGAACACUAUACUUCUCUUGCAGAGAAGGUGCAAGUUCUGGAAGCAGAGAUGAAGCGUCUACACAAAGAGAAUGAGAGGCUCAGGUUUUCUCUUCAGAUGAUGAGCAAGAAGUUCCGGCUUCUUCAAGAAACAGCUGUGGCUGUUGCUGACGAGAAUGGCUCAAGUGAAGACUCCAAUAAGAGGGCUAGGAAUGAAGUUGCUAAAACAAAGAUGUCUCGAGUCCUCAUUAGAACCGAUCCGAGGGACUUAAGUCUUGUAGUGAAAGAUGGAUACCACUGGAGGAAAUAUGGACAGAAGGUUACUAAAGAUAACCCAUCACCCAGAGCUUAUUUCAGGUGUUCCAUGUUUCCUUCUUGCCCUGUCAAGAGAAAGGUGCAGAGAUGUGUAGAGGACAAGUCUAUAUUGGUUGCAACAUAUGAAGGAGAGCAUAACCAUGAGGUUAUUGAAGCUCCAAGUAGCUUUACAGAUUUUCAAGAUUGCACAAUCAUGGCAUCAACUACCAAUUCCCAUAAUUUUUUCCUUAAUGAUCUUAAUCUUUCUCAACCAAAUACAACCCUUGGUUUAGCUCUUCCUCAGGUUUAUGAAGGCAGCAGAAAAAGGCCUUGCCAUGAUUCCAUGGAUAACUACAGAAUUAAUGAAGAAUAUGUAGCUUCCUUAACCAGAGAUCCUAACUUUACAGCAGCUUUAGCAGUUGCAGUUGCACGAUCAAUUGUGCCCCCUCCCUGAUCAUUUUACUGAGAUGUAAUAAAAUUUGAUGUUCUUAAUCAAGAUCCUCUCUUCUUGGA